Messenger RNA from [Torrubiella] hemipterigena, 3714 nucleotides. NCBI's taxonomy places the organism in Eukaryota, Fungi, Ascomycota, Sordariomycetes, Hypocreales, Clavicipitaceae. The record is from the annotation of a GenBank genome assembly.
CAUGGCUCCAGCCGCCUCACAGGCUAGGGAGCUAGCAGGACCAGCUGCCAAGUUAGGUAGGGGAGUUUGGCACCCACCUUGCCCCAUGCAAAGUCAGGGCAUUUGUGGUAACUCCCGAGCAGAAAUGGUAGCGAAUAAAGGUAAGCAGAUACGAAAAUCGGUCUUUAGUGCCCACAUUGCAUGUUGGGAGCAGCAUGGUAAGAAACCAGCUGCCCUGGUCCGUGGUGGCGCCGCUUCUGUUGUUGGACGGUGGGCACGUUUCUAUUCCUUCUAGAUCCAGAGAGAGCCUUUCUCCAAAGGCCCUUUUCUCUCGCCUUUCCUUUCUUUUGUGCAUUUGUAUUGUUCCUUGCAUCAAUCUGUUUGCCUCACUGUCUUGCCGCUAGCCCCGAUACAUCUGUAUUCAGGUCGAGUCUAGCCCUACGCCUGCGUGCAAGUAGUGCCCGAGUCAAGCCGGCGCAUUGAUUGCAUCACCUGAGGCUAUUACAAGCCGUUGCAUUUGACUCCGGCUGAACUAGCCUAUCGUUUCCAGAGCCUUGUAUUGGCUGCUUCUACCCAUCCAUAACCUCUACCCUCGCACCAGUUUCACGCACACUAGAUCUGAGCGCUCAACCAACAACUCGGAACUUGACAACGAAAACAAGAGGUCGCGUCCUGCGGUCUGUCUUGAGACGCAGUAUUGCAUUUCGCAAUCCAGUGUUGAGAUUUGUGUUGGGGCAUCUUGGUAACCUUACAGUUGACUGGAUCGCUAUGUCUCCCUGAACCAAUACUUCGCUCGUGCCCUUUUUCUCUUCGCCCUUGCGAUAAUAUUCACACCCAAAUAGGGUCCAACGUUUUCUAACCAUUCUGGUUAUUGGAGGGUUCUUCUCACUCAAAACGGUCCUUAACACCACGUUCAUUUACUGGAUUCCUGUCACAUACGCUUGGACCUAUACAGCACCAGACCACCGCCCGCAAUCACCUACAAUCAAGGACCGAAGUUGUGUCGAUUUCCUCUGAUCAUUUAUUUACCGGCAUUUUCUGAGAAAUCCAUUCAAUUCCUCAAUGAUCGAAUAGGCGCAUCUGGAGCUUGUUCAGUAUUUACGUUAUCGAUCUUGCAUUCCCGAUCCUCCGCCCUCCCUCCCAAUCAAUAUUUCUCCGAAUCGUCUGAGUCUCACAUUAUUUGCGGCCAUUCUAUGUAUGAAUUCGAAUCGCCUGAAAUCUACGCACUUCCCCCACUUCGUCUCUUUGCUAAAGUUCCGAAUCUCUUUCACUAUUCAUCGCUUCAGCGAUCGCCGCCACCAUCUCGGAAGCUCUUCCAGAAAGCACCUGUCACGAAACCGUCGGAAAUUACUUCGAAUAUAUAAAAGCUCCAAGCCUUGUCCAAAAGGAACCUGCAACUAGCCGAAUUAGCUUACAAAACAAAGAAGCGGCCCGUCACGUUGUGAGACGGAAUUCACAAGUUUCUCGGUGCUGGUACGACAGUAGGUCAGUCUCGUUUCAAGACCCAAAAGGUCUGGGAACAGCGCUAUUGGACGAUAUCAAAUAUCCUCUGCUCGCCAGAGAGAAACCUUUUGCAUCACAAAGCUAAACCAGUGUUGCGCUCGCAAAGCUCGCUAGAUUUCAAGCAGUCACAUCGAACCAAGGCUGUUUUACAAGCCAAGGGCGCAAAACUAGGAAAUACGAGGCCUAUACAUUUCUGGGCCAUAUACACCUAGCCUUGCUUCGAAUUUACUCAUUAAACAUUUCACAACUAUAUCGAUGCUAUCCGUCAGUCGCGCCGUCGACCAACCGCCACUCUCUCUCGGCAAGCUCCACGGCAUUCAUACCCCAGCUCUUCGCGCUGGUGGCUUCCAUUGGAUGUCAUUAGGGUCAAAUUCGGACACACCAGCCGCUACAAAGGCUUAUGUGUCCCCAUCACUAGCAAAUUCGCCAGCACUGCCAUCAAUAAUAGCGGCUGGUGCGGGUCAAGAACGAUACAGCCCGGUCAUCACCAUCUCUGGAACACAAACACAUCAUGACCAGCACCGCUGGCCAUCAUCAAAUACCAAUGAUCCUAAAAUCGGUCAAAACACAUCACUACCGCGCUAUCAUGAUACAUAUGCGAACAUUGCCAAGGAUGUAUCAACACACCCUGAAGUACACCCAUUAUCAAGGAUCGACAACCACGUUCAUCAACUGGUCAAUAAAAAUAUUAGCCCAACUGAAUCAUCGCCUCGUACUUCACUGCCUGCAACUUCUUCUGCAAAUGAGACUCAGGCCCAACCUCCCUCUCCAAAAUCUCAGAGGAAAGCCAAAAGCCAUGUUGCGUCCGCGUGUGUACCUUGCAAGCGAGCACAUCUAAGAUGUGAUGCACAACGACCAUGUUCGAGAUGUGUCAGCAAUGGCAAAGAAGACUCAUGUGUUGAUGUACAACACAAGAAGCGUGGCCGUCCUAGAUUAAGGGACGAUCGAGAGGCUCGAUACGAUCCAUCUCGCUUCCAUCAGCCUGCUGAAGGCGUAGUUCGCCAUCCUGUUCACAUCUUCGCGCCCUCGGCACCGCCAGCGACAAUGUAUAGUGAGCGUCCUCGACACUUUGUAGGACCAGAAUUUCCACCCGGUGCAGUGCCCAAUACGGCACCCAAUCCCAAAUAUCUGGAUCGAGUUCUUACACCGUCGCGCUCUGAUCAUCUGGCCUACGGAAAUCAGGCCGCAGUACCUUCCGAGCCGGUUGCUUUUAUGAAUUUGGAUCUCGAAUUUGUAAAAGUCUCUUCUACUUUCACCGAAGCACUCUCUUUACCUCAAACCCUAAUUGGUCGUCGGUUUAGUGAUCUUCUCCCGGCACCGGAAGCGGGUCGAGCCGCAGCAAUGCGCACUGAAUUUGUCAAUGAACAAAAGCGGCGCGAGCCAAGCUAUCUUCGACCGAUCUACGACAGAGGAGAACAGGCUGUGCAUGCUCUGCAGUUCACAACAGAGCAAGUCAACCGUGUUUCGUUUACCAAGCAUGAAUACUGGCCUAUCGUAUCUGUGAACGGACAAGUCAAGUCUCAAGCGCUCAAACUUGGCUUAUUGAAAGAAGGUCUUUUCUUUUUCAUCGUUGUCUAUCUUAGUCUGCCGGUCGACCGACGUGUUCGUUCAGAAUCGGACCCAACUCAGCAUCAUGCAGUACUAGAACGGUCCAGGUCUAAUCCGGCAGCCGCUGUGCGGCUAGAUCCAUAUUACCUCGAUCGACGUCGCAGCAGCAAUGAAUCAAGAUCAUCGUACUCGGCUUCAGGUAUCGCUUCACAAGGCUACCCCAGCUCGAGUCCUCGUAUCAGCCCACCACAGGCCCUUUAUUCUGCAUCCUCGUCGACAAGAAAGAACUACAAUAUGCAUACACCAUCACAGGUGCCUCGGAGUGAGCUACCGAAGUCUUCUCAUUUCCCUGCGUUCUCUCCUUACCAACUGCCACCUAUUCGUCCUCAACCAGCUUCACGAGAUUCUCCAAGCGUUGAAACCGAUGAGCAGCGAGAGAACAAGAGGCGACGAGUUACAAUUGGAGGACUAAUUGAUUCUCCAGAGACUUCGUCGAGACGCCAUUAGAUGAGGUUUAUCUCAAGCAAGAAUUGGGUGAUUUUCUCACGUUGUAUGUAGCUUUACUUUUGUAACAAUAUAUGUUGGAUAGAGGAUUUUACAGAACUGGUAGGAAGGGGCAAAAGGACGCACAUGUAAAGGGCUUUGGGGUUAAAAUAUAAACUCGAAUAUCAUUUCUACGUUAUA